AUGGAUUGGUUUCUGCCUCAUUUCCCUUAUCCGCCUGCAAAGGAUGGGUAUUGGGAGCCUGUCACUUCCACCUUGAACUGGUGCGAAGAGGACUACUAUGCCACCGAAUACUCCGCUGAAAUCGUCAACACCCUCACAAAUCUGAUGUUCAUGUGGCUUGGGCUAAGGGGCAUCCUCAGCUGCAUUCGCAAUCAACAUGACCAGAUCUUCAUCGUCGCCCUGCUAGGCUACCUAGUAGUCGGAACAGGAAGCUUCCUCUUCCACUCAACAUUGAAAUGCAAGUCCCACCUCCAACCCAUACCAAGUCAAAUCGCGACAACCACAAGGCAGAGCAUACAUCACAAGGACCAAGCUAACCAACCCCCACCAGACCCUAUGCAACUAGUCGACGAGCUCUCCAUGAUAUACACAACCUGUCUAAUGGUCUACGCUUCAUUCUCCUACUCGCGCUCAGUGACCCUCCGAAUCUGGCUCGCCCUAUCUCUAACUGGCCUAGCCGUCUUCAUCACUCUAUACUACCACUACCUCCAAGACCCAGUCUUCCAUCAGAACGCCUAUGCCCUAUUAACAGUCAUCGUGGUGUUCCGGAGUAUGCACACCAUGGAAGUAACUCUGCGACCAAAGUGGCGCCACUCAACCGAGGAAGACCGCCUAGAGCGCCAGAGGAAGGGUCUCCCUGUGCCAACCAAGGAGCGCCAGCACUACGAGAACGUGCGCGAUCAGAAGACCCUCAAUACCAUGUGGUUCAUGGUUACUUAUGGAUUGAUCAUGUUCCUGGGCGGGUUCUUUAUUUGGAAUUUGGAUAAUGUGUUCUGCUCUCAGAUUCGGCAGCUGCGUCGCAAGGUUGGCUUGCCUUGGGGUCUUGUUUUGGAAGGUCAUGGUUGGUGGCACGUCAUGACUGGACUUGGCGCAUACCUCUAUAUCAUCUGGGGCAUCUGGCUCCGUCACUGCCUCAAUAACCGCCAGGACGAGUACCACCUGCGCUGGGCGCGCUUCUGGCAUAUCCCCGAAGUGGUCCGCACCGCUGACAAUGUCACCCAAGACAAAAAGUCAACCUGA
Molecule: messenger RNA, 1059 nt
Organism: Penicillium arizonense
Lineage: Eukaryota; Fungi; Ascomycota; Eurotiomycetes; Eurotiales; Aspergillaceae
Product: ceramidase
Exons: 3
Coding region: 1-1059 (352 amino acids)
Biological process (GO): ceramide biosynthetic process; ceramide catabolic process
Cellular component (GO): endoplasmic reticulum membrane
Source: RefSeq, a predicted model, not a curated record